This is a messenger RNA of Erinaceus europaeus (western European hedgehog), 2692 nucleotides long. RefSeq names its product terminal uridylyl transferase 1, U6 snRNA-specific (gene TUT1). Lineage: Eukaryota; Metazoa; Chordata; Mammalia; Eulipotyphla; Erinaceidae. Gene Ontology annotation, molecular function: RNA binding; poly(A) RNA polymerase activity. Gene Ontology annotation, cellular component: mitochondrion. The record is from RefSeq and is a predicted model, not a curated record. The transcript has 9 exons. Bases 75 to 2666 code for a protein of 863 amino acids.
CCCGUUUGCGAUUGGGAGUCAGUUCCGGCUGGGGCUGGAGUGGUUGCAUUUUGUCUGUACCCGGGGAGUUGGCGAUGGCCGCGGUGGAUUCGGAUGUCGAAUUGCUGCCGCGUGGGGGUUUCCGCUGCUGCCUCUGCCACGUUACUACAGCCAACCGACCCAGUCUAGAUGCCCACCUGGGAGGCCGGAAGCACCUGCACCUGGUGGAGCUGCGAGCGGCCCGAAAGGCCCAGGGACUCCGCAGCGUGUUUGUCAGCGGCUUUCCCAGGGACGCAGACUCUGCUCAGCUGUCGGAGUACUUUCAGGCAUUCGGACCGGUGGCCAGUGUUGUCAUGGACAAGGAUAAGGGAGUUUUUGCCAUCGUGGAGAUGGGCGAUGUCGGUGCCCGGGAUGCCGUCUUGGCCCAGCCCCAGCACAGCCUGGGUGGACAUCGCCUGCGAGUCCGGCCACGGGAGCAGAAGGAGUUCCAGUGCCCAGCCUCCAGGUCCCCCAAAGGAGUGGCCCCCGACAGUCAGCAGCUGGUCAGGGCUCUAGCUGAGGUGCCAGACGUGGGGGCACAAAUGACCAAGCUCGUGGGGCUGAGGGAGCUGACUGAGGCUGAGCGCCAGCUUCGCAGCCUCGUGGUGGCCCUGAUGCAGGAGGUCUUCACAGAGUUCUUCCCUGGCUGUGUGGUCCAUCCUUUUGGCUCUUCCAUAAACAGCUUUGAUGUCCAUGACUGUGAUCUUGACCUCUUCCUGGAUCUGGGUGACUUGGACGAGCCCCAGCCAGUUUCAAAGCCGCCGGAGUCACCAUCCUUGGAUUCAGCCCUGGCAUCCCCACUAGAUCCUCAAGCCCUGGCCUGCACCCCAGCUUCCCCUCCAGACUCACAGCCUCCAUCUUCUCCCCAAGUCUCUGAGACGCUGGACUUUGAAAUUCCUUCCUCUUCCCUGGCACCCCGGACUCCAGACUCUGCUUUGGCAUCUGAGACCCUCGCCUCUCCCCAGUCCCUGCCUCCAGCUUCCCCACUUCAGGAGGACCGGGGAGAGGGGGACCUGAGCAAGGCCCUGGAAAUAGCAGAGGCCCUAAGAGGGGAGAAGACCGAGGGGGCUGCAAUGCUGGACCUGGUGGGCUCCAUUCUUCGGGGUUGUGUCCCCGGAGUGUACCGAGUCCAGACUGUGCCUUCUGCCCGACGCCCUGUGGUCAAGUUCUGCCAUCGGCCUUCAGGACUCCGUGGUGAUGUCUCCCUCAGUAACCGCCUGGCCCUGCAUAACUCCCGCUUCCUGAGCCUCUGCUCUGAGCUGGAUGAGCGAGUUCGACCCCUCGUCUACACCAUCCGCUGCUGGGCCCAGGGCAGAGGGCUGUCAGGGAGUGGCCCCCUUCUCAAUAACUACGCCCUGACCUUGCUCGUGAUCUAUUUCCUUCAGACCAGGGAUCCUCCUGUGUUGCCCACAGUCUCUCAGCUCACCCAAAAAGCAGGUGAGGGAGAACAGGUGGAGGUUGAUGGCUGGGACUGUAGCUUCCCCAGGGAUGCCUCGAACCUGGAGCCCAGCACCAAUAAGGAGCCUCUGAGUUCCCUGCUGGCUCAGUUCUUCUCCUGUGUCUCAUGCUGGGAUCUUCGGGGCUCCCUUCUGUCCCUCAGGGAGGGCCAGGCAUUGCCUGUAACCCCCCCACCUUCUGAUCACUGGGAGGGCCUGCGCCUUGGCCCUAUGAAUCUCCAGGACCCUUUUGACUUGAGUCACAACGUGGCAGCCAACGUGACCAGCCGGGUGGCUGGGCGUCUGCAGAACUGCUGUCGAGCCGCAGCCAACUACUGCCGCAGCCUCCAGUACCAGCGCCGGUCCUCCCGUGGUCGAGACUGGGGGCUGCUGCCCCUUCUGCAGCCCAGCUCCCCCAGUGCACUGCUGUCAGCUACCCCCAUCCCCUUGCCCCCUGCUCCCUUCCCCCAGCUCACUGCUGCCCUGGUUCAGGCCUUAAAGGAAGCACUGGGUUGCCACAUAGAACAAGGAACUAAGAGACUGCGCUCAGAGGGAGGGGGAGUUGGGGAGACUCUCCAGGGAGGGAUGAGCAAAAGAUUGAAACUAGAUGGGCAGAAAAGUAGUGAGGAGGGGAAGGAGGAGCAGCAGGGGUGUGCAGGGGAACCUGGUGAAGACGGGGUGGAAGAAAUGGUCAUAGAAGCUGGAGAGCCAUUGCAGGACUGGGCCAUGCAGAGCCCUGGGCAGCCCGGGGAUCCUGCCCUGCCAACUGGACAGUGUCAGACCCUUGGAGAUGAGGGGCAGUCGGGCCCUGCAGUGCUGGCAGAGCAGCAAGAGGGUCCCCAGGGUGAGACAGGGAAGGGGACAUCGCUGUCCUCGGUGAGCUGGCGCUGUGCCCUGUGGCACCGAGUAUGGCAGGGGCGGCGGCGUGCUCGGAGACGCUUGCAGCAGCAAACCAAGGAAGGAGGUGGAGGUGGCCCCAGGACUGGAGCCGAGUGGCUGGCGACUGAGGCCCGGGUCACCCAGGAGCUGAGAGGACCCAGCAGUGCUGAGCGGGGGUCAGAGGCUGAGCCCCUCCUGACGUUUGUUGUGUCUACCUCCCCAGCGGAUCAGAGUCUCACUGUGACCCCCCUGCAGGACUCCCAGGGCCUGUUCCCUGACCUCCACCACUUCUUACAGAUAUUUGUCCCUCAAGCACUUCGAAAUCUCAAGUGACAAUAAAACUGCUAGUUUAAUAAACA